GCGCAAUCGAAGAAAAAAGAGUGUCGCACGUCGGCCUCAAACCCCGAGCCCACCGAGCCGAGCGGGUCAUCAGGUACGCCCCGCCGCCGCAGCCGCCGCCCCACCACUCCAAAGUGCAGUUGCAGUGCAGGGUCCGGGGCCGGGGACGCCUCCGAUACUCCGACGCACAUGGCAGUCAGCAGCAGCCCUCCGCGUUUCCCGCACGAUAAACUUCUCCAGACCCCAGUUCUCCAGACUCCAGAUCUCGCAAAAACUCUGUCCAGAUUGACUGUCCGGGGGUUCAGGCAGGGCCAGAGUUUACCACCAUGGGCAGCAUAUCGCGGGAUGAGUAUGUCGGCAGCAUCGACCAGGGCACCACAUCGACGAGGUUCCUCAUCUUUAACACGGCUGGGGAGCCCGUCGCCAGCCAUCAGAUGGGAUUCAAAAACAUACAUCCCAACUCAGGAUGGCACGAACAGGACCCCUAUGAACUGCUACAGACCGUCGAGACGUGCAUAGAAAAGGCAACGGAGCAGUUCCGCUCAAGGGGCCACGACCCCGGCACCGUCCGCGCCGUCGGCCUCACCAACCAGCGCGAGACACUCGUGCUCUGGGACCGCACCACGGGCGAACCCCUGCAUAACGCCGUUGUCUGGCCCGACACGCGGACGGCGCACCUGGUCCGAGAGCUCAAGGCGCGCGAGGGCGCCGGCCGCCUCCAGGACCUCUGCGGCCUGCCGCUCUCCACGUACCCCUCGAGCGUCAAGCUGCUGUGGCUGCUGCGCAACAUCGAUGCCGUCCGGGAGGCCUAUGACGACGGCCGCCUCGCCUUUGGUACCGUCGAUACCUGGCUUAUCUAUAAGCUUAAUAGCAGGCGCGUGUACGUGACAGACGCCACCAACGCGAGUCGCACCAUGUUCAUGAACCUGCGCACCCGCGAGUACGACGACGAGCUCCUCUCCUUCUUCGGCGUCGACCGGUCCAAAAUGUCCCUCCCCGAGAUCGUGCCCUCGUCGCACCCCACCGCCUUUGGCGCGCUCGCACGCGGGCCCCUCGCCGGCGUGCCCAUCACCGGCUGCCUCGGCGAUCAGUCGGCCGCCCUCGUCGGCCAGCGCGGCUUCAGCCCCGGCCAGGCCAAGAACACGUACGGCACCGGCUGCUUCCUCCUCUACAACGUCGGCUCGGAGCCCGUCAUCUCCAAGAGCGGCCUGCUCGCCACGGUCGCCUACGACUUCGGCGAGCCCGUCUACGCCCUCGAGGGCAGCAUCGCCGUCGCCGGCUCCGGCGUCACCUUUCUCCUCAACAACCUCGGCCUCAUCGAGAGCUCCAAGGCGAUUGACGAGGUCGCCCUCUCCGUCCCGGACAACGGCGGCGUCUACUUUGUCACAGCCUUUUCCGGCCUCUUUGCGCCGUACUGGAUCGACGACGCCAAGGGGACCGUCUUCGGCAUCACGGCGCACACGCAAAAGGGGCACAUUGCCCGCGCGACGCUCGAGGCCACGUGCCACCAGACGGCCGCCAUCCUCGACGCCAUGGCCGCCGACUCGGGCCACGCGCUCGAGCUGCUGGCCGUCGACGGCGGCCUCUCCAACUCGGACCUCUGCAUGCAGACGCAGGCUGACCUGUGCGGCAUCCCCGUCGACCGCCCCGCCAUGCGCGAGACGACAGCCCUGGGCGCCGCCUAUGCCGCGGGCCGCGCGGUCGGCAUCGAGGUCCUCGGUGACAGCGGCAUGACGCGCUUCGAGCCCAAGAUGGACGCCGCCAAGCGGGAGCGCAUGCGCGGCGACUGGGCGCGCGCCGUCGACAUGAGCAGGGGGUGGGUGCGCGAGUAGAAGGCUCUGAGCGCGGAUCGAGGCCCAUGUAAAGACGCCGGGCGUGAAUUGGAUACAAGCCUGAGCGGUGCAGCGCGCCAAGCUGAGGUCAUCGAGCUGAAUAUCGAUAUGCGAAGCGACUAGGCGGUAGGAGCGUCACGAAACUAGAACGGGUCAACGGCAUGAGGGUUCGGAGCAAUUGAUGGGGAGUGGGUGGGUUUUGAAUUUUGUGUAACUCGAAC
This is a messenger RNA of Purpureocillium takamizusanense, 2032 nucleotides long. Its product is annotated as Glycerol kinase. Gene Ontology annotation, biological process: glycerol metabolic process; triglyceride metabolic process; glycerol-3-phosphate biosynthetic process. The coding region runs from base 306 to 1811 and encodes 501 amino acids. The transcript has 3 exons. The record is from RefSeq and is a predicted model, not a curated record. NCBI's taxonomy places the organism in Eukaryota, Fungi, Ascomycota, Sordariomycetes, Hypocreales, Ophiocordycipitaceae. Gene Ontology annotation, cellular component: mitochondrion. Gene Ontology annotation, molecular function: glycerol kinase activity.